AUGAACACGCUAAGCUGGCCUCUCCCUCACCCCCGGCUUGUGGUCAGCGUUUCCUCUUAAAAAAUAGUUUAAAUCGACGGAAAUUAGGUGGCCCUAUCUUUCCCCUUUCAACUUUUAUUUCUAACUGCAGUUAGAGUUACUCUGCCUUUUUUUUUUUAAUUUUCUGAGACUCGGUGGACGGAUGGACUGGAGAUUGCUUUUGGUUGAUGGAGAAAAUCCCGAGAACGAAAUCGAUUGGAGAAUCUCGGAUUUUCCGUGCAUUGGGACAUGACUCGUACUUUAUCUCCACCAAUGGCCAACAGUUUCGCGUUUGUUUUUUUCUUGACGAUUUUUACUGUGGAAUUAGGGUUUCUGUUCCAAAAUUAAUUCAUCGCCCCACUCUUCUGGUGAACUCUGGGAACGAGCGGUGGUCUCUGGAUUGUAGGUGCGGAAAACGACGAAUUUUGACAGAGGAUGAUAUUGCUUCUGAAUUUACGGUUGGGGCUACAGUUGAGGUUUUGGGGAUUCCCUUAUCCUUUAUUUGGUUGCUUGUCUGGUGAACCAGGGUCUUGUGUCUCCAGCUUAGGUGUUUCCCUGAAUUCCAAUGCAUUUAUGGGCGAAUUAGGCACCUGCUGUGAAUUCAUCGUGACCACCCUCUGAUGAUGGUGUGGAAGUUUGUAGUUGAAUUUGGAGAAGAUGCGAGGCGUUAGAUGUUCGCUUGGAUCCUGGAGAGUUUGAGGCGAUUCAUUCACAGGUUCACUAGCUUUUUCUGGUUUUGAUGGUGAUGGGUGAGUGGUGGGGUUCCUAGAGAGGGAUAGAGAUAGAGAGAGAGAGGGAGGGAGAGAGGAGGUGGAGAUGUCUAGUUCGAAUAGGGGAUCAUGCUCCAGGAGCAGUUCAUCACGGUCUAAACACAGCGCUAGGGUGGUAGCUCAGACGACCAUGGAUGCAAAGCUUCACGGCGAUUUCGAGGAAGCGGAGAAGCUCUUCGAUUACUCCAACUCAAUUGAUGCUAACAUGUUGAGUGCUGCUGGCGGCAGCAUUCCUUCUUCUGCAGUGAGUUUAUACCUUCAACGGAUGCAGCGGGGAAGGCUGAUCCAGCCAUUCGGGUGUAUAAUUGCUGUUAAUGAACAUACUUUCUCGAUCUUGGCAUACAGCGAAAACGCUCCUGAGAUGCUGGAUUUAGCUCCCCAUGCGGUUCCAAGCAUAGAGCAGAAAGAUGCCAUUACAAUUGGCAUGGAUGCUCGGACUUUGUUCCGACCCUCGAGCUCUGCGGCAUUGCAGAAAGCUGCUAAUUUUAGUGAGAUUAAUCUCUUGAAUCCUUUGCUGGUGCAUUGUAGGAAUUCUGGAAAACCAUUCUAUGCCAUACUUCACAGGAUAGAUGUUGGUUUGGUGAUCGAUCUGGAGCCAGUUAACCCAACCGACGUACCUGUGACGGCGGCCGGAGCAUUGAAAUCAUAUAAGCUCGCAGCUAAGGCAAUCUCCAGAUUGCAGGCAUUGCCUAGUGGUAAUAUAGGCCUGCUCUGCCAGGUUCUUGUUCGUGAAGUAAGCGAAUUAACUGGCUACGAUAGAGUGAUGGCAUAUAAGUUUCAUGAAGACCAGCAUGGUGAGGUUAUAGCCGAGUGCAAGAAACCUGAUUUGGAACCUUAUCUGGGUUUGCACUAUCCAGCCACAGACAUUCCUCAGGCCUCAAGGUUUCUAUUUAUGAAGAACAAGGUUAGGAUGAUUUGCGAUUGUACCGCACCUUCUGUUAAAGUGAUACAAAACGAGAAACUAGGGCAGCCAUUGAGUUUGUGUGGGUCUACACUCAGAGCUCCUCAUGGGUGUCACGCCCAAUAUAUGGCCAAUAUGGGAUCGAUUGCCUCGCUUGUGAUGUCGGUCGUGAUAAAUGAUAAUGAUGAUGAGCCUGCGAAUGACAAUUCUCAGAAGGGUAGGAAACUCUGGGGCUUGGUGGUUUGCCAUCAUACAACGCCGAGGUUCAUUCCAUUUCCUUUGAGAUAUGCAUGUGAGUUCCUAAUUCAGGUUUUUGCGGUGCAACUGAACAAAGAGGUUGAGUUAGCAGCUCAGCUUAGGGAGAAACAUAUUCUGCGGACGCAAACUGUGCUGUGUGACAUGCUGCUUAGGGAUGCACCGGUUGGAAUUGUUACUCAAUCACCAAACAUCAUGGACCUUGUCAAGUGUGAUGGCGCGGCCCUAUAUUACGGAAAACAGUUCUGGCUUAUCGGGACAACUCCAACAGAAGCUCAGAUUAGGGAUAUCGUAUGUUGGCUUAAUGAUUGUCAUGGUGGUUCUACAGGUUUGAGCACAGAUAGCCUCAUGGAGGCAGGGUACCGAGGAGCAUUAGCACUUGGAGAUGCUGUUUGUGGCAUGGCUGCUGUUAAAAUAACUUCCAGAGACUUCCUCUUCUGGUUUAGGUCGCAUACUGCAAAGGAGAUAAAGUGGGGCGGUGCUAAACAUGAUCCUGUUGACAAGGAUGAGGGUACGAGAAUGCAUCCAAGGUCUUCAUUUAAAGCUUUUCUUGAGGUUGUUAAGCGAAGGAGCCUUCCCUGGGAAGAUAUUGAGAUGGACGCCAUUCACUCCUUGCAGCUUAUACUGAGAGGAUCAUUGCAAGAAGGCGCUCAGUCUAGCCCCAAGGCCCCUGAUGUCCAAUUGGAUGUUGCCAAGGCUCGAGGAAGAGAUGAACUACGGAUAGUUGCCAAUGAAAUGGUCCGUCUCAUAGAAACGGCAGGUGUGCCCAUUUUUGCUGUUGAUUCUUUUGGAAAGCUCAACGGGUGGAACAUGAAGGCUGCUGAAUUGACAGGAUUGGCUGUGGAGGAAGCCAUUGGUUUGCUAUUGAUUGACCUUGUUGAGGAGGACUCAGUUGAGGUUGUGAAAAGAACGCUUCUAUUGGCACUGGAAGGUAAAGAAGAAAAAAAUGUUGAAAUUAAGCUUAAAACAUUUGGGAAUUUGGAGGAAAAUGGGCCUGUCAUCUUAGUGAUGAAUGCAUGUUCGAGCAGGGAUCUAAAGGACAAUGUUGUAGGGGUUUGCUUUGUUGCACAAGAUGUGACCAGUCAGAAGGUUUUAAUGGAUAACUUCACCCGUAUUCAAGGAGACUAUGUCGCAAUUGUACAUAACCCAAAUGCUUUAAUUCCUCCAUUAUUUAUAAUGGAUGCAUUUGGCUGUUGCUCUGAGUGGAAUUCGGCGAUGGAAAAAUUAUCUGGGCUGAAGAGAAAGGAUGUAAUUGGCAAAGUGCUUGUUGGAGAGGUAUUCUCCCUGAGUGGCAUUGGUUGUCAGAUCAAGGAUCAUAACGCACUGACAAAGCUCAGAAUAGUAUUGAAUAGUGUGAUGGCAGGUCAGGAUACUGAUAAGUUGCUAUUUGGAUUUUUUGACCAGCGUGGGAAAUAUGUGGAAGCAUUGCUUUCCACAAACAAAAGAAUUGAUGCAGAGGGUAGAAUUGAUGGUGUACUUUGUUUUCUGCGUGUAGCAUGCCCAGAACUCCAACAUGCCUUGCAGGUGCAGCAAGUUUCAGAACAAGCUGCUAACAAUAGACUCAAGGAGUUGGCAUAUGUUCGACAGGAACUAAGAAACCCACUUAAUGGGAUAAUGUUUACCCAUAAACUGAUGGAGAAUUCAACUUUAACUAAAGAGCAGAAUCAACUUCUCAGGACGAAUGUGCUCUGUCAACAACAGUUGGCUAAAAUCUUGGAUGACAUGGAUUUAGAAAGCAUUGAGGAGUGUUAUUUAGAGUUGAACUCGGUGAAGUUUAACUUGGGAGAGGUUCUAGUAGCAGUUACAAGUCAGGGAAUGAUUCUAAGCAGAGAACGGCAAGUUCGUCUUCUUCAUGAUUGGCCAUCUGAAGUGUCAUCCAUGUACUUGUAUGGUGAUAACUUAAGGCUUCAGCAAGUGCUUGCAGACUUCCUACUUAAUGCGCUGCAGUUUUCCCAAUCAUCAGAUGGACCAGUUAUGUUUAAGGUUAUCUCAAGAAAAAGGCCUAUUGGCACUGAUGUGCAAGUUAUCAGUCUAGAUUUCAGAAUUGUUCAUUCAGCACCAGGAAUCCCAGAAGCUCUCAUUCAAGAGAUGUUCCGCCACAGUCAAGGGAUCUCUAAGGAAGGGUUAAGCCUCCAUAUCAGCCAAAAGCUUGUAAAGGUUAUGAAUGGCACUGUACAGUAUCUUAGAGAAGCAGAAAGGUCAUCCUUCAUCAUUCUUGUGGAGUUUCCUUUAGCUUAUUAUGGCAAACCUGGGGAACAAACUGAGCAUAAGGUCGACCCAAGAUCUUCAAUAAGGUGAUCUGUAGGCUUAAAAACCAGAUCUUGACAUAAAAAAGCACAAACCCAUAAGUACAUGUAAAGAAGGUUUUUUGGCUUCUGUAUAGUUUGUGUUGAGCCAUUGGCAAUUUUGAAUAACUGCCAUGACAGUGUUGAGACAGUGUACUAUUGACAAAUGGAGGGUAAGGAGGAAGACUGGUUGAAGUGAGGGAUAAGAUAUAGGAAGAAUGCAACCUUCACAUUGUCAUGGCUUUCUUGAUUCACUUGCCUUUGUACAUGGUGCUUCAAAUGAAAAAUUUGUUGUCUUUUGUGCUUCAUACAGCAAAAAGAAUGCUUACAGUUCUCAGUGCAGCAAUGGGUUCAGCCUUUCAUUUCACAGGAAGAAAUACGAAAUGAGAGACUUCAUGCAUACUUUGCAGUUACAACCUUGAUUUCACGCCUCACCAGAAAUAUUAUCCCACGCUAUAAUAAGCACUGCCAUUUGAGCGCAAAUAUGAUGUUUGCAUGUUUAGGUGUUGGACUAUCAUAACCAAUGGCAUGAAGUUUGGACCCCAAAGGGUUAACUCCCUAACUUUCAAGCAGAGGUGAACACUACCAGUUCAUCAUUCUAUUUUUCUCAUAGCAAAUCUGAAUGCCAGAGCAGUGCCAGAGAAUGGCGCUUAGAGGGGUUUAAACAUGUGGAUAACUCACCUGCACCAGUUUCAAUAUUUCAGCGAUUGCGUUUCUUCUAUUUAUAUCCUGUUCAUACUUACUAUUCUUUUCUUCUGUCUGGAGUCUCUUGAAAUUGUAGGGUAACAAAUCAUGCUCUCAUAAAAGGAUGAUUAUGCACUUAAAGCUAGAGGCUCCUAAUUGCAAGUUCAUUUACUAUUUUUCUGAUUUAGCGAACAAAUGGUUAGUUAAAGAACAAUAGCAGAAUGCCAGAAACAACAGUGGGUGAACAGGACUACUCAUUAUGGACAGCAAAUAUAUUCAGAAGAAGAAGUGAAUGGAAACAAAGUGGAUCAAAAGAAACUAUUGUGCCGUAGAUGGAGGCUGUUAACAGGCCAAUUAUGAAGGGUACUUAACCAGUCUAAAGCUCAUCUGAAUGUUAAUGCCUUUUGAUUUUCCAGCUUAUACAUAUGAAGAUCAAUUAUCAUAUUUCAAGCCACUGUUCUUUGGUUAGAGUUUAUACUUUAUUGACAAUCAUAACAUGACUUCUUCUGAUUUUGUUAUUUAACUGAAGCUCAUCUGAAUGUUAAUGCCUUUUGAAUUUUGUUAAACACUAUCAGUUUGCAUUUUCUGUAUUA
This is a messenger RNA of Nymphaea colorata (pocket water lily), 5506 nucleotides long. Its product is annotated as phytochrome C. The record is from RefSeq and is a predicted model, not a curated record. Gene Ontology annotation, molecular function: photoreceptor activity; protein homodimerization activity; phosphorelay sensor kinase activity. The transcript has 4 exons. Bases 835 to 4242 code for a protein of 1135 amino acids. Gene Ontology annotation, biological process: red, far-red light phototransduction; regulation of DNA-templated transcription; detection of visible light. Lineage: Eukaryota; Viridiplantae; Streptophyta; Magnoliopsida; Nymphaeales; Nymphaeaceae.